GAGCCGGAGCCCGGAGCAGCCGCCUGGGCCGGUUCCCCCCGUAUCCCAGAGCGCGGCGCAGGGACCCCCCUCCCCCGCCCAGCCCGUCCCGCUCGGAGCGGCGGCCCCAUGGAGGGCGCGCGGCCUGGCGGGGCCCCGGGGCCGGCCCGGCUCCGGCUCCUUCCCGCGCUCUUCCCGGGGCUGCACGGCAUCUACGGCGAGUGCCGCCGCCUCUACCCCGAGCAGCCCAACCCGCUGCAGGUCACCGCCAUCCUCAAGUACUGGUUGGGGGGACCAGAUCCUCUGGACUACGUUAGCAUGUACAGGAACUUGGGAAACCCAGCGUUGAAUGUUCCUGAGCACUGGCAUUAUGUCAGCUUUGGGUUAAGUGACUUGUAUGGAGACAACAGAGUUCACGAAUUUACAGGAACGGAUGGGCCAAGUGGUUUUGGAUUCGAGUUGACGUUUCGACUAAAGAGAGAAACAGGGGAGUCAGCGCCACCUACGUGGCCGGCAGAGUUAAUGCAAGGCUUAGCCAGAUACGUCUUCCAGUCAGAAAAUACCUUCUGUAGUGGCGACCAUGUAUCAUGGCACAGUCCUUUGGACAACAGUGAAUCCAGAAUCCAGCAUAUGUUGCUGACUGAAGAUCCUCAAAUGCAACCAGUACAGACCCCUUUUGGGGUUGUUAAUUUCCUACAGAUCGUUGGGGUUUGCACUGAGGAGCUGCAUGCAGCACAGCAGUGGAACGGCCAGGGGAUCUUGGAGCUGCUUCGGACUGUGCCCGUUGCUGGAGGCCUGUGGCUGAUAACAGAUAUGCGAAGAGGAGAGACCAUAUUUGAGAUUGAUCCACAUCUGCAAGAGAGAGUCGAUAAAGGGAUUGAGACAGAUGGUUCGAACCUGAGUGGAGUGAGCGCCAAAUGUGCCUGGGAUGAUCUGAGCCGGCCCCCAGAGGAUGACGAAGAUAGUAGAAGCAUUUGCAUUGGAACGCAGCCACGACGGCUGUCUGGGAAAGAUACAGAGCAAAUCAGGGAGACUUUGCGGAGAGGGCUUGAGAUUAACAGCAAACCUGUUCUACCUCCAAUAAACGCCCAAAGACAGAACGGGUUGAACUAUGAUCGAGCACCAAGCCGUAAGGAUAGUUUAGAGAGUGAGAGCUCAGCAGCUAUCAUUCCUCAUGAGCUAAUCCGCACGAGACAGCUUGAGAGCGUGCACCUGAAAUUCAACCAGGAGUCUGGAGCACUGAUUCCACUUUGUCUAAGGGGCAGGCUGUUACAUGGACGGCACUUUACAUAUAAAAGUAUUACAGGGGAUACAGCAAUCACAUUUGUAUCGACAGGAGUAGAAGGAGCCUUUGCUACAGAGGAGCAUCCUUAUGCAGCACAUGGGCCGUGGUUACAAAUCCUGUUGACUGAAGAGUUCGUAGAAAGAAUGCUGGAAGACUUAGAAGAUCUGACUUCUCCAGAGGAAUUUAAACUUCCAAAAGAAUACAGCUGGCCUGAAAAGAAACUGAAAGUCUCCAUCUUACCAGAUGCUGUGUUUGACAACCCUCUGCAUUAGAGCCGAAUUACACCCUUCUGACAUCUGGGAGAGCCGAGUGACUCUACAUUGCUCAGUGACUCACAGGAUAAGAACUAGGCCUUCAGAUAAAGGAGAUUGCUGCACAACCGCUGCAAACAGAAGAGGAGUUACACAACACCAACCCAGACAGAACUGGACAGUGCUGGGCCCUUUCUUCCCAUCCUUUCCUGGGCUGAACUCUCCGGGAACAGCCUGCGUAUGUCUGAGUGCAAGUGAGAAAUAUUUAACUAUGAAAAGUAGUGGUAAGAAUUUUUUCCCUGUUCUAGCUGGCUACAAAUAUCCCUGCAGUCAUCGCCCAAGGUGUCGAUACCUUGUACACCUUUAUUUACAUACUCGCUCUGCCAGGUGCAAGCACAUGGAUUAAAUGUUCUCUUCGUGACUUUAGAAUCCUUUUGGUUAGCCAAACUUUUACUGACUGCAGAACUGUUCCUCCAGGGGCUGUUUUGUCUUUUCAGAAACAGAACGGUGUUAACGAGGCCAGAAGCUCGCGUGCUUCAUUUAAAGAUGAACUCUCAAGUUUAGUCAAAAAACAAACCCAAACCCUCCCUGCUGCUAGAAUUAGGAAAGGUCUGAGCGUUGCGCUCGGUCUGAUUAGCUCUGGUAUCGCUGCAAACAGAGGCAACUUUUUUCUUGCACAUCCUGUCCUAGUGUAUGAAUGUAUGCAUGAGCCCCCGGAGAAGGUUGUGACCUCUGCUUUUGCACAAGCAGGAGGAAGAGAGACUACCGGGGCAGAGGAGGAGAUCUCCUGUUUACAGAAUGUUUAUCUUGCAAGGGAUGCUGUCAAGUACUUCUUCCUUGCUAUUGUACAGAAUCCCUUGGAAUCCUAGAAGUGGGGAAGGACCUGUGUGUUCAAGGGGCCAUGCUCCAGGAACCAGGGGGCUGCUCUAAAUUGUCCACCCUCCCCAUCAACAGAGAGCAGCCACCAGCAGAGUCCUGGAAUUAAGCCCUGCCUGCACUACAAAACAAACCCUGCUGGGGACUCGCUUACAGCACACUUGUCCUUAGCACAGUUCCAUCUUACCAGACUCUGUUCGACAACCUGCUGCAUUUUCUUGGUGCACGUGGGACCGUAGCCAUGUGCUAAGGCCUUGACCCUUGCUUUAAUGAUUGGGGGACGAGCAGGCUGUAACCGGGUCCCCCAAGCUGUAUUGUAGUAUAAGCUUCAGGCUCUGCUUCCAACAUGCAACUCCCUCUUGGUCCCAGCGGCCUCCCUUAGACCAAGAUGGAGCAUGCGUGCUGAGAGCUUUUGUCUCUGCAGGUUGCAUCCUGGUACCGAAGAGCAGGCCGUUGGUGGGUGCAUUACAGAUGGGCUGCAGGCUACCCCAUGCUUGAGUCCUUCCCCUGCCAAUCCUGGAUUGUUCUCUAAAGCAGAUUCACACUGGAAUACAGUCACUUCUAAUUAUGUGGGUGCAGAUUUCUCCCCCCACCCUUUUCCACUCACAAGCUAACAUGGCUGUUUCUUCGUCUCUGGUUGUACACAAUAUAGUGGUCUUAAGAUGGCUGUGGCAACAACUUUUAACAACUGACUGCCUUUGAUCAAACCACAAUGGCUAAAACUGGCCCAGACCUCACAGAAGCUGGUGGUGGUGGUUGUCUUAAUUUCUUCCCAACAAACUGGGAUUUUUGUCAACAUUUUUAAAAUAUAUUUUGGAGCUGGUUGCUGUUGGAUGUAUAGUCCUGUGGUGGAGGCAUGUAUCUAGGAGCCGAGGGGUCUGGCUCUACUCUGGAUUUCCUGUGUGAGUGUAGGCAAAUCACUUCACUUCCUCCUCUGCAAAUGAGGAUAAUAUUCCUGGGGGGGUUGGGAUGCCUAGACCAUUAGCAUCUGUGAAGUGGACCAAGAUUCUCAGAGGGAGGUACAAGUACCAUUAUUUUUAUUAUUAUUUAAGGCAAGCCAAAUCCAGAUCCUGCAUUGCUUAACAGCUUCCUUUUUACAAAGCUAUGAAAGCAAUUUAGAUGUAAAUGAGUCUGUAAUUUUGUCUGAACUCAAAGGAUCAUCUUGAAAUCAUAUUUUUAAAGAGCAGCGUUUCGAAUCUCAGGGCCAGCCAGAGUGAUUUUUGUGUUGUGGCAGUCUGCAUUUAUCCAGGAGAAUCUUUGGCUGGCUUUCAGCGUCCCAUUUAGUAUGAAAUGUGUUCGCGGUGCCGGUCUGUUCUGUUCCUUAACGUUGGUGGGAGUUGUAGAUGCAUUUCCAGGGGCCAGUGGACUAGAGAGAGACUGAAAAUUGGCAUGGAAAUCUACCAACCCAGGCACAAAGUAGACUCCCCUCCCCACCUCACUGUGAAGAAAUAGUGGCAUCAUGCCAGUCAGAAAAGGGGGGAAGUGGACAAUGAAGACUUUGCCCUAAAUCCCCAAAUUUCUAAGAGUGGCCCAUGAACCGUUGUAGAAUGGCAAACACUUGCCAGUGGUGGUUGGAGAACUGGCUGAUUGCCACCGUGCUGGCUCCUCUUCCUUCUUUCCAGCUGCAAAGUCUCAUUAAGAGAAGCUGAAAGAACAGGUCUUUCCUAGGGUGAUUUGUCCAUGUCAGCAAUUGCUGCUGUUCCCACAGAAGUCACAAAGGGGCAGAGACCAGGAGGCCGUCUCUGAGUUCUGUGUCUCUGCCCUAACUCGAAUUGAGACCCUUUGAAACCUUCCCACGAGACACGUGAGUGAGUGCUGGACCGUAGGUAAAAUACCUUCUCUCUGCAGGAUUUUUCUCCAAAUCUGCCUCUCCCACGUUUGUUCUUCCGUUCUGCAUUCACUCCUGUUUGAUGCUGUGGGUUGGAUGUUUGUUGGCUUCAGAGGGGGAUGUGAAAGGAGCACACUGAGGCUUGGCCUACACUACAUGGUUAGGUCGAUGUAAGCUGCCUUGUGUCGACCUAGCUGUGGAAGUGUCUUCACUCCAGUUUGGCUCCUGAUGACGUAAGUGCUUGUCUGCACCAAUUUAGUAACGCCGCCUCCCCAAGCAGGGUAGAGUCACAGUCAAUGUAAUUAGGUUGACCCAGUGUCAGUGUAGACACAGUGUUGCUUAUGUCGACUGUUAUUGGCUUUCAGGAGCCGUCCCGCAAUGGCCCACACUGACUAUACAAUCUAUACAGGCGCUCCUGGGGAAGAUGUGUGCUGCCAACACAAGGAGCCAAGUGCACGAGCGAUUUAAUAACUCCGGGGGCUGCAUGCCGUAAGAAAUUAGGUUGACAUAAUUUUGUAGUGUAGACAUGACCUGAGUGCUUUGGAAAUCCCAGCUAUAUCCAUGUGUUUUUGUUUAUAUGUCAUGUAUUUAUAUACAGUCAUCAGUAUUUGAGUUAUGACCAGUUGGCAAGAUAGGUACCUUUUAUUUGUAAGACACUUUCUCACAAACCCUAUUCUUAAAGCCUCGCAGGCUGCCAGAUUACAGUUUGUUUCAAGGGAAGGAAGUCGGGUCUUCCUAAUUAGUUUAGCAAAUAAAAUAAAUAAAAAAACAAUUAAACAAAUCACUGCUAAAAUAGCAAUCUACAGCCUAUUGCCAGCCUCUCUGCAAGGGUUUCACUGGUGAAAGGAAACCUUUUGACUCGGUCCCAUUCCUGUCUCCAUUCUUUUAGAACAAGAAAGUUGCACAUUAAUCAAUAUUUAGAGAACUCAUCACCCGUAACAUUUUUCCCCGCAUACAGUUGAAGUUUGCAGUCGUGCCAAAGACUGUUCAGUUGGCAGCUAAAUGAGAUCUUGAGUUUUGAUAAUUUUCUAGUUGUUUUUGUCUUGGGCGGGGAGAGGAGGGGUGACAUGGGAAAAAGAGAACUUUUGAAUAUAUAUAUAUAUUUUUAAAUGAGUAAAUGACUUGAAAAGGGAAAUGCAUAAGUGUUAAUUCCAAGGUGGUUUUCCAGGCCAGUCUUGCUGAGAAUGGCAGUUCCACUCAUGCUGCUUUUAGAUUUGUUCAGGCAGGCGGAGAUUUGAACAGGGAUUAUACAAAAACCCAAGCCAUGCAAUUUGUGUUGGCUGGAAGCAGCGAUCUGGAUGUAAAUUGUAUUUUAAAAGAAGUGUGUAGAGGUUUCUCUUUCCCCCUACCCCCCCAAAAAAGAGAGAAAUCUCCCAAUGCAGAUAGAUAGGAAUACUUACUUAUGGCAGACCUGUGAUGCCUUGAAAGUCUAUCAUGGGGACAGCCACCUUCAAACAAGAGCUGUAAACACUCUUCCCCUCACACACUUCGUUUAAAAAAAAAUUACAGUUACAGUAUUAAAGAAACUAGGCUCUCAGCAAACCAGAGAGCCCUUGCGACUGGUGUGAUCUAUUGUAAUAUUUUCUGUGGCUUAGAUCUAGAAUAUCUGUUGUGUGUAAUGGCUUUGAGGACAGCGGUAGGUUGGUUUGAUUGUACACAGAUUUGCCAAGAAUGAUUUGAGAUGACAUGCUAAAGCCCUACAUUUUAAAUAAUCUGUAGCUCCUGAAUGGUCACAGGGCACAAGAUUGUCUUUGAGGAAAUAAACAUUUUUUUUUCCAAACUUGAGACCAGUAGAAGUACUAGAGGAUGGAAUUUAAACAUCAUAAUGAAUUGAUGCAUAGUUUGUUAGACAUUGACCUGCAGUGUCUGUGUCCCAAGUGUUGCAAAUUGCUCUAUUGCAAGCAAACCUGGCAGUGAAAUUAACUAAAGCGAAAGUGAAUCUGACUUAGGACCCAGUUCUGCAAAGGGAUCCUCGUUCCAGUGUUCAGUCCUACUGACAUGAGUGAGGCACACAGGUCUGCUCACAUGGAGACUGGUCCUCGGUCUGUGUUGAUUGUCAACGCAAGGCGUAACCACUUGACAUAAAAAGCAAAUUGAGAAUUUUUUAAAUCUACAAUAGUGUCAUUUAUAAUAGAGAGCGCAAGUGGUCAUAUUUGUUUUCUCUGACAUUGUCCACAAAUGGCUGUCUUGUUAGCAAAUGGAAGGUGAAAUUAUGACGUGGCUGCUUCUUAUUCUGUUUUAAUCAUUAACAGUUUACAGAAGUUACUGCUGCUUCUCUCUCAAUCCCCUUGUGUGACUCCGCAGGCUCUUUAAUUGAAUGAGCUGCGUUAUCAUUACUCAUGUACUGUGCAUUUACCACAUCAGACUAGUCAGCAGCGCCUCCCAAGGAAAACGCUUUCAGACACUCCAUCUAGAAACAUGGCUGCUGCUCACAUUUUUCUCCGGUGGUGGGCACAAGCAACGUCUUCUCUUCCUUUUCUCUGGCCUUUUUAUUACUACGAAAGGCCUGUGUGGGAAAGGGAUCUUUGUUGCUUAACAGCUCGUCGUGCACCUGCUGGUUAUUCCACCUGCUGGUUAUUCCUGCCUCACAUGUUCACAUCCAAAGUCAUAACCCCCGUUUUGUUGUCUUGUAACUAGCUGCUAGCAAGGAUUGCUCUUGCAGCUUCCGGGGGCGGGAAAUAGUACGGGCUGUUAGGUCAUCUAGCCCAGGGGUGGCCAACCUGAGCCUGAGAAGGAGCCAGAACUUACCAAUGUACAUUGCCAAAGAGCCACAGUAAUGUGUCAGCAGCUCCCCAUCAGCUACCCCCAGCACCUCCCGCCCACCGGCAGCCCCACCAAUCAGCACCUGCCCCUCCCUCCCCACACCUCCCGUGCAGAGGUGAAAGUAAGCUGGGACGCCCCGGUACAUCGUACCGGCAGGAGCCAGUGCACCGUACCAGGGCAGCCCGGCUUCCU
Molecule: messenger RNA, 7174 nt
Organism: Mauremys reevesii (Reeves's turtle)
Lineage: Eukaryota; Metazoa; Chordata; Testudines; Geoemydidae
Gene: SUFU
Product: SUFU negative regulator of hedgehog signaling
Cellular component (GO): cytoplasm; nucleus
Molecular function (GO): transcription factor binding
Source: RefSeq, a predicted model, not a curated record